Ceraceosorus bombacis is the source of this 390-nucleotide messenger RNA. The record is from the annotation of a GenBank genome assembly. Lineage: Eukaryota; Fungi; Basidiomycota; Exobasidiomycetes; Ceraceosorales; Ceraceosoraceae.
AUGUACCAGCCAACGAGCUCGGACAAAGACCCCAAGUUUUGCCAGCACGACUCCACACCCAGCAUAAACACCACGAACACCGGUUCCUGCAACCACGCACCAGAGAUGCAACGUGUGCGCGGACUGACCCCAGCACCGACCAUGCAAGUGUCCGGGACUUGGGUGCCCAGUUCCAACCCCAUCCCGGAUGGCCAAAGCUACAUGCGCAACUCUGGCAAGACCAAGUCUGAAGCAAGCAGUGGUCAGGAGGAUUCUGAGCCAGGCGGCCAGUAUCAUCACCAUGGAAAGGGGACAACAAGGAAGGGCAAGGGAAGAGCCCAGCAACAAGGAAAGGAAAUAUGCCCAGUCCAAGCGCCGUCUUGCCACCUCCAGCCCCAGUCUGGCAAGUAG